Molecule: messenger RNA, 3096 nt
Organism: Balaenoptera ricei (Rice's whale)
Lineage: Eukaryota; Metazoa; Chordata; Mammalia; Artiodactyla; Balaenopteridae
Product: protein CutA homolog
Exons: 7
Coding region: 2362-2739 (125 amino acids)
Biological process (GO): response to metal ion
Molecular function (GO): copper ion binding
Source: RefSeq, a predicted model, not a curated record
CGGGCAGCGCGCGCUCGGGGGCUGCCAAGCCUCGCGAGAGCGGGGCUGACUAGGGUCGCUGGUGGUUACGGGGUCGCAGUGCGGCGUCAUGUUGGGCGCUGCUCAGUUGGUCCUGCAGUCUGACUCUCCAGUUUGUUUGCUUCUGUCCCACUGAGAGCGAAGGCUGGGUAAAUGCCCGGCAAGCGGAGUGGUGAGAAUGAGGACCAGCCAAAGGUUGAACGGCCUUGGGGGCGGCCCCCUGGCUCUAAAACGAGGCUCUCGGCAGCGGCUAUGGUGGACGCUGCUGCGGCUUGGGCAGGGGCUUAGGCUUCCCGGGGCGGGGCGGAGGCGGUGGGCAUCCUGCUCCCGGGCUAGACACGUAUUAAGAGGAGGCGGAGGGUCAUGUCUCUGGAAGACGAGAUGAAAAUUCUCGAGAAGCUGGAAGAAGAGUUUGCGCACCCUUAAGCAAAACGAGAAGGCGGUCAGGACCAGCAUGGAGAGUGUUUUGCCCGUCUGCUCCCAGGUGCUGUGCAUUCCUCAGGACGUAAACAUCGAGAAGAUGGAGACGAAGUAAUCUUUGGGGUCUAGGAUUAGACCAAAGGAGGAGGGGGCAGCCUCUGACGCUGAAGGCCAUCUGCAGCCAGGCCAAACAGGUUUACAGGCAACUGGUGGAAACCCCUGGCAAGGGCAACCCAGAGAAGUUUCAUGCGAGCAGGGGAUGGUUGGAGAAGUUUAGAAAUCGCUAUAGGCUGCUGAAUUCGAGGUUGAUAGGUGAGGAAGAACCGUUAAAUACCCAGUCGGCACCCACGUAUUCCAAGCAACGCCAGAAGCUGAUCAGAGUUAGUGGCAUUGUACCUCAGCAGGUCUUCACCGCCAAGCAGACGAGCCUGUUUUGGAAGUGCUUGCCUUCGCGUACUUUUGGGGAAAAAGACAAAAAUCCGGAAAGCUUAGAGGAAGCUAAGGACCGGAUUUCUUUCAUUUUUUGUGCCAGUGCCGCAGGUGACAAAACCAUUGCUGCUUUAUGAAGCAGCACCUGUUUUAUGGAAAAAAAUAUAAAACGCCUUCCUAUUUUCCGGCGAUCACUAACAGUAUCAUUAACAGCUGCCCUCAUUUUGGAUUGGCUUCGUAAUUGUUUUAUUCAUUGAACCUGGAGUUAUUUAACAGAAAAAAAUCUUGCCUUCAGAGUGUUGCUGUUUUUGGACAGAGGUCUCAGUCACCCAGACUCCAUUCUUUGCUCAUCCCAAUGAUGAUAUUGUGUUUCUCCAUCUGGAGGGCAGUAGCUAUCUUAAGCCCUUGGAUCAGGGUAUAAUUGAAGCAUUCAGGAGGUAAUACACCAAGCAUAUAUUUGACUACUUUGCCGACUUUUUGAAAAAAACCCUUGCCUCACUUUGAAAGAAACAUGGCAACAGUACAACUUUGCUGAUGCUUUGGUAGUAAUAAAAGAGGUGAUGGAUGAUAUAAAAACCAGCCUCUCUUAAUAAAGCCUGGUGGAACCUUUGGGAUGAUGUUGUGAAUGAUUAUGCAUGUUUCCCUAGAGCUAAUGAAGAAGUUGAAAAAAAUCAUAGUCUGAAAAUGGACGGGCUUUAAAUUCAUCGAUAUUGAUGAAAGUGAAAUUAAUAAGCAACUUAAGUUUCAAGCUUUGGCAAUAACACAGAGAGUCUAUAUCUGUAGAUGAGGAAGAAGGCAAAUCUCUGGAACCAGAGAUAAAGUUGAAUCCAAGGAAACAAUUCUGUCUUACACCAGGUGUCAGACCUCAUUGAAGCUGCAAUUGAUAUGGGUUCUUUACUGGAUUGAAGUUUGGCCUUUAAAAAAGAUUUCAAUAAAUUGUUGUAUACCUAUAAAGAGGCCCAAAAGAACCUUCAAAAUAAAGCAAAGGAGAUGAAGAAAGAGAAGGAAGACACAAACAAUAAAGAGGAAGUAGUGUGGGUGAAAGGGAUGGGUACAGAAUCUGACUCUGAAGAGGAUUCUGAGUCCAUAUCUGAAUCCAGUAAGGAGGAGGAGAGAAAGAGGGUAAGAAGCCUCCAGAAGAAGAGCUUAUAAUCUCAGGCAGUGGCACUGAGGCUCUUACUAGAUCUGAAGAAUCUGCCAAGGCCAUAAAUGCAGAAUUGGACUUUUGGAAUCUAACCUUGGAAUUGAAUCUGAAGAGAGUAGAGGUGCCUGAGUUGAAGGAAGAAGAGAAUCCAGAAACGGUUUCUUCCAAAUAACAGUUCAUCUCUUGCCAUCCUUCCCCUGCUGCCCCAGCAUCGUCUUCAUCAUGACCAUCUUUAUAAUCACCAAAUCAACAAACAUUUAUUGAGCAUAAUCUCUGUGGGAUCCUCUGCUAAACUCUGGGACAUCAUCUCAGGAUCUAAGAUCCUGACUGCUUCUUUCCUGACAUAUCCCAUGCUCAGGACCCUUAGCCAGCAGCUCCUUUCAGUUGUCACUGGCAGCUAUGUCUCCGGCACUUACUCCAUCGUUUUUGUCAACUGUCCCAACGAGCAGAUUGCCAGAGAUAUUGCCAGGGCUAUACUGGAUAAGAAGCUGACUGCCUCUGUGAACAUCCUGCCUAAGGCAUCCUCACUAUACUAUUGGAAUGGAGAAAUAGAAGAAGCCACUGAAAUCCUGCUGUUAAUAAAGACAAAGACUUCCAAGGUCCAUAUGCUAUCCAGCUACAUCAGGUUGGUGCAUCCUUUUGAAAUCCCAGAGGUCUUCAGUCUUCCCAUGGACCAAGGAGAUGUGCACUAUUUAAAGUGGCUGGAGGAGGGCAUGGAGGAGGAAUGAGUGGGGGCUCUUUGUGCCUCCUGCUGGCUGACUCUAACCUUCAUCAGCUGUUCUCUGGGGGAGGGGAGGCUUCUUUCUGCCCCCUCACAUCUCUGGAUUCCAUGCUUUUGUCAGCACAGAGGAGUUAAGUAACUUGUGGAGGGUGACGGUCCAAGGCUUCUGAGGCUGGAAGAGGACGCUGGGCCAGUCAGGCCAAGCAAGAACCCAGUGGAUCUUGUCUCUGAGUGCAUCAUGCGUAAAGAUGUCUCUGGUGCAUGUGAAAAUCUUGUGUAAAGUAAACCCUACCGAAAAUGUACUGGGGACCCCAAAUGGACUGUCCGUAUUGCUUUCACGAUAAAGUCAAUUUCUUGGUCUGGA